CGCCUUGCCAUCUCGGGCUCCGGCACGCGGCACUCCCCUCCCCCCAUUUCCCUUUCCGCGCCCACCGCCGUUGCCGCAAAUAGCAACCCGGAAUCCAGACAGCCGCCCAGCCUAGCAGCCACACCAUCGGCGGCGGCGGCGAGUAUAUAUACAGUCCAACGGCUCUCCUCCUCCUUCCCUUGUGGGGCUGCGCGCGUGCGUGAUCGAUCAGGUACCCAGCUAGCUGAGCUGCCAUGGCGAGCGCGGACGCGGCGGGCGGGGUGGCGCCGUUCGUGGCCAAGACGUACCGCAUGGUGGACGACGCGUCCACGGACGCCGUCAUCGCGUGGGGCCGCGACAGCAACAGCUUCGUCGUCGCCGACCCCUUCGCCUUCUCGCAGACGCUGCUCCCCGCGCACUUCAAGCACUCCAACUUCUCCAGUUUCGUGCGCCAGCUCAACACCUACGGCUUCCGGAAGGUGGACCCGGACCGGUGGGAGUUCGCGCACGUCGCGUUCCUGCGCGGGCUGACGCACCUGCUGCCCCAGAUCGUGCGCCGGGGCGGGGGCGGCGGUGGCUGCAGGAAGCGCAAGGACGACGGCUCCUCCUGCGGCGCCGGCGCCGGCGCCGCGGCGGACGAGGACGCCGUGGCCAUGGAGGUGGUCCGGCUGCGGCGGGAGCAGCGGGCCAUCGAGGGCCAGGUGGCCGCCAUGUGGCGCCGCGUGCAGGAGACGGAGCGCCGGCCCAAGCAGAUGCUCGCGUUCCUCCUCAAGGUCGCCGGGGACCCGCAGGUGCUGCGCCGCCUCGUCUCGUCCACGGCGGCCGGGAGCGACGGCGUCGUCGCCGCCGCCGCGGCGCCGGAGGAGGAGCGCGGCGCCGCCGGGGAGGUGGCGAAGAGGGCGCGCCUGCUCCUCGACGACGCGACGCCCUACGGCGCCGCGGACUUGGGCGCGGGGGGUUUCUACGGCGCCGGCGGCGAGGACGUCGAGCUCGGCGGCGACGCCGGCGGGUUCCUGCAGCCGCCGCCGUACUUGUUCCCCGUGAACAGCGGCUACUGAUGGCGCCAGGGAGGUCGUCCGUCGUUUUCUGUCGUCGUCGCGUGCGUGCUCCGUUCCGACGCCACCUGCCGGACGGUGCGCGGAGGCUCGAUCCCCGGGCGUGCUGGCAGCCUGGUGCUCGAGGUCGGGUCGCGUCGCGUCGCGUCUGUACUGUGCGUGCGCCGCCUGACAUGAGGAGGCGCUCGGCAUCCGGGCGGUGCAGCAGGAUAAUAAGAGGCUGUAAAAGUGUGAAGCCUCGGUCGUCUAGGCAGAGUUGGUCAUCGUGGUAGUUCCCCCAGCGAUGUGAAUACCACACCACACAGCAACAGAGGAAGUAGUGCUUCGAUGUGAUUCGCCCU
This is a messenger RNA of Panicum virgatum (switchgrass), 1375 nucleotides long. RefSeq names its product heat stress transcription factor C-2a-like. Bases 234 to 1037 code for a protein of 267 amino acids. The record is from RefSeq and is a predicted model, not a curated record. Gene Ontology annotation, biological process: regulation of transcription by RNA polymerase II. Gene Ontology annotation, cellular component: nucleus. The transcript is spliced from 2 exons. Lineage: Eukaryota; Viridiplantae; Streptophyta; Magnoliopsida; Poales; Poaceae. Gene Ontology annotation, molecular function: RNA polymerase II cis-regulatory region sequence-specific DNA binding; DNA-binding transcription factor activity.